AUGCUGAAUCAGAGCAAUAAGAAGAAGAAGAAGAAGAAGAAGAAGAAGAAGAAGAAGAAGAAGAAGAAGAAGAAGAAGAAGAAGAAGAAGAAGAAGAAGAAGAAGAGUAAGACCGCCGAAGAGGAGUCGGCCUCGACUCCAUCGAUGAGCGCUGCAGUGCCCGCCACUGCUUCAGCAACCGCACAUACCGAAACCGAGCGCAUUCUCGACGCCAUCGGAUCGAACGAUGAGAUGACAGACUCGAGAGAAGAUGCUGUCGAUGACGAGCCGGAUGGCGGGCGGGCGAUGAAGCCGUACAAUCCAUUCCCGUCCAACCCCUACGGGAUUUUAUCCUCGGAGGUCUCCUCUGAGCGUGUCGCCCAUCGCGCCACUCUCGGAGAUUCGCAGCCAGUUAGACGACCUUCUGCAGAGCUGGAACCAAAGAAGAAGAAAGAUGCACCUCCCGAGAAAGAGGCCAGUCCUCACACAGCAACGAAGCGGUCUACUCGGAUCUCUGCUCCUGUACAGACUGGUUCGAAGCGUACAGCAAGAAGCGCAGGCGAAAGUUACCAGCACGCCACGCCCACACAGUCGGAGACAGCAGUCAGCGCUGGGAAUUCCGCUGCAGGUGCAGUGGUGCAAGCUACGACCACUUCGGCCGCGCCUGAAUACGAGGAGGACACUGUGGAAUCGAUCCUUGCGCGGUCCGAGGAACGAGCUAUGGCAGAGAUGAAGACACUGGAGGAGGUGAAGACCCUGGAAGAGUUGCAGGCCUUGGUCACUGCCGCCACCGAGGCCCCACCUAUCGAAACGGCCGACCAGGGGACGAUGGCCGUCGACUACGACUUGACUGCGGAGGUGCACGAGCUUCGAGAGAAGUUGAUACAGCAGGCAAAGGAAUUGAGGGGGAUCAAAUCGAGGCACGGCGAGGCGAUGAAGAAGAAGGAGCAAGAGCUCAAGAGUGUUUACGAGGGGCAGUUUGAAGCAAGAGAAGCCAAACUCACGCAAAUCAAGAACGAGCUUGCCUCUGGUGCGAAGAGGGAGAAGGAUCUCGAGAAACAGAACAAGGAGCUCGAGAAAGAGAAGUCCAAUGCCGAACAGCGAUUCCAAUCGGAACAAAGGUCAGGCAAAGAGCUCAGCGACCAGCUGUACGGGGCACACGAGAAGAACAACGAACUCAUCGAUGAACGAAAUGAUCUAAAUGAUCAGAUUCUCCAAAUUUGUGCGGAACUGGCCGAGUACAAGUCACACUUUCAACGUCGACAGGCCAAUCCGACUGCUCCGCCCGCUCUCGAUACCGAGAAGAUGCAGACACUGGAGCGCCGUCUGGACUUGGCCAGGGACAUCAUCAAAGAUAUGAGAGAAGAGAAGGAGGAGAUGCAGCGUCAACUUGACGAGGCCAGGGCCGCACCUGAGAAGCUCAAGACUCAACUUAGAAAUGAGCACGAGAGCAAUCGGCGACUCCGUGAACAGAUAGCCCGUGGUGGCGACUCUGGCAAGCAACACCACGGCGGCGGCAUGGGGGGCGGCAUGGGGGGCGACUGGGGAGGCCGCUGGAGAGGCGGCGGGGGGGUUGGCAAUGGGGGAGACGGCUUCGCAAACUGGUGCUAG
Molecule: messenger RNA, 1590 nt
Organism: Hyaloscypha bicolor E
Lineage: Eukaryota; Fungi; Ascomycota; Leotiomycetes; Helotiales; Hyaloscyphaceae
Exons: 1
Coding region: 1-1590 (529 amino acids)
Source: RefSeq, a predicted model, not a curated record